GUCGUAUUGCCUCGCGGCAGUGCGUUUAAUCGGCGGCCCGCAAAAGAGAUUCUCUAUCCCUCCUUUGAAAUUGCACGUUUACAUUUGCUCAGAUUCGAACGUGUCAGACUAUUGCAAGACUGCACAGUAAUAUCUUGGUGUUUUAAGUAGAAUAAAAAAAAGUCCAUAUCGCGCCAUCAUCAUGGUAUGUUCUAUCGAUGAUAUUGCUGACGAGCUGCCGCCGGAACAAAUUGCCGUUCUGCGCAAAGCUUUCGACAGCUUCGACAGGGACAAGAGCGGUAGCAUCCCCACUGACAUGGUAGCCGAUAUUCUUCGGCUAAUGGGCCAACCGUUCAACAAGAAAAUUUUGGACGAACUCAUCGAUGAAGUCGAUGCCGAUAAAUCUGGACGGCUUGAGUUUGAGGAAUUCGUCACGUUGGCGGCGAAAUUUAUCGUUGAGGAAGACGCGGAGGCUCUGGAAAAGGAACUUCGAGAGGCUUUCAGACUCUACGACAAGGAAGGUAACGGCUACAUCCCAACAACAUGCUUACGUGAGAUCCUGAGAGAAUUGGAUGAUCAAUUGACGAAUGAAGAAUUGGACAUGAUGAUCGAAGAGAUCGAUUCUGACGGUUCUGGUACAGUCGAUUUCGAUGAGUUUAUGGAGAUGAUGACCGGCGAAUAAUUACCUUGAAUGAAUGGUGAAAUGCUUUUGCCAAAAACAUAUGUGCAUGUAACCAUUACACUUUGAAACUGAUCAUUCACAUGUUUAUGACGAUGACGAAUCAAUGCGCAGGAAAAAAUUUAUUCACACAAAUAUCCUUCCAUUUUGUGAUUAAUCUCGGAAGAAACUUCCUGCCAUGAACAUACAUCGAAUGAAUAUUCCCUGCUUUUAUACACAUGUCAUAUUUAUAUUAUGGUACACAAAUUUUACUUUCAUAUACUAAAUACCCAUAGUUUUUUUUCGUUAAAAAAUCAGUAUAUAUAUUGUUAUUAAUAAAACAAGAUAAAAAUCUUA
This is a messenger RNA of Cataglyphis hispanica, 994 nucleotides long. RefSeq names its product troponin C, isoallergen Bla g 6.0301 (gene TpnCI). The transcript is spliced from 6 exons. Lineage: Eukaryota; Metazoa; Arthropoda; Insecta; Hymenoptera; Formicidae. The coding region runs from base 182 to 661 and encodes 159 amino acids. The record is from RefSeq and is a predicted model, not a curated record. Gene Ontology annotation, molecular function: enzyme regulator activity; calcium ion binding.